Molecule: messenger RNA, 2010 nt
Organism: Stegodyphus dumicola
Lineage: Eukaryota; Metazoa; Arthropoda; Arachnida; Araneae; Eresidae
Molecular function (GO): protein binding
Source: RefSeq, a predicted model, not a curated record
AUGGUUUCUAGAAACCAUCAGCAUUGGGACAAGAAGUUAGAUAUGUUUUUACUAGCUUUCCGCAGUGCUGUCCUAGAAACUAUCGGCUAUUUCCCAUGCCUGAUGCUUUUCGGCCGUGAUCUUCGUUUGCCUUGUGAUCUUUUGUUAGGUCGCACUCUGGAUGCGUCUUCAUCUUCUGAGGAGUACAUACUUAAGCACUGUUUGAAGCGAUGCACAAUUUUGCAGGAGACGACGGAGAACAUGAAGACCCGAUAUGAUACGAGAGCUACAGGACAUCGAUUCAACGAAGAAGAUAAGGUAUGGUUGUGGAUCGAAUUCGACGGAAAUGAGUCUCUCCGAAGCUACAGUCACCUUGGGAUCAUUCCUUACACAUCCUUAAACAGACUGAACAGGUCAUCCUUAAACAGGCUGAACAACGUCGUAGUUAGGAUCCUCGACUGGCAUUACUGUGUAAACGGAAAGACUGCUUACCGCAUCGAUUUUCGACAAAAUGGCCAAACGAUCUUCCGAAGAAAGCUUAUAGCUAGCUCAACUACACUAAGUUUCUCUCUAGUGCUUCAUCAGCUUAGAGCUUCGUUUUUCUCCCUGAAGAGAGAGCUUGCUAAAAGGUUUGUGGAGGCUGUUAAAACUAAUGACGUUAACACUGUGAAACAAGUUUUGAAUGAAGGUUUGAAUUCAGAUUACAGAUUCGCCAAGGGUGGGACACUCCUGACACUGUCUAUAUACUACCGAAGACCUGAAAUAGCAAAGGUUUUACUAAGUGCAGGUGCAGACGUAGAUGCCGAAAAUCAGUACCGAGAAAGUCCACUUUACCUAGCUGCCGAAAUUCCAGAUGUUGAGUUAAUAAAGUUGCUGCUAGACCAUGGAGCAAAGGUCACGAUUAGAGAUGGAAAUUCACCUCUACACCAGGCUUGCUCGAAAAGUUGUUCAGAAGGAGCAAAACUGCUAAUCGAGAAAUCGUCGGACGACAUUCUAAAGUUAUGCGACAUAUCCGGAGACAACCCUCUUAGACUCGCUUGCAGUACGUGCACUCCAGAUGUAGUGGAACUCCUUAUGGCAAGAGACAAUCAUCCGAACACAACUUGCUUGCUAGGAAACGGUGUUCUUUUGGGUGCUUUGCGGAAUACUGUGGAUAACGCUCUACCUAUUGUGUCUAUGCUUCUUGAUGCAGGUGCAACUGUUAGAGAAAGAAAUUUUUGGGGUCUCACACCAUGGUUCAGCGCUGUAGAAAAAUCUAUUUGGCAACUGAAGAAAGAAGAAACAAGAAAAAUAGAGGAAGAGGAUUGUGGAAAACCUUCAUAUGUAGAUUUAUGCAUGCUGCUGCUAAAACAUGGGUGCGAUAUUAAUGAUACAUAUGAACGCGACCGGACUGCCCUUCAUAUGGCUGUUAUUGCAAAUCAUGAACGUUUAGUUCGCAAGCUUCUCAUUUCUGGAAGUAACAUGGAUAUUCGUGAUCAGGAUGGUCUUGCUCCUUUGUUCUACGCAUGUCAAAAUGGAAAUCGAAGGAUAGUUGAUUUACUUGUAAGCUGUGGUGCUAACUUAUCGGAUCAGAACUGGCAUGUCUGGGAGACGAAGCUCUCGAUAAGGCAAAAAGGAAGUACCUCGCUUGAAGAAAGCAUGUCGAUUUUAAACGAGCUUAAAUUAAGGUCCAGGGAGUGUCUUCCACUGCAAAUGUUGUGCAAUAUUGCUAUCAGGAAAACCCUUAAAAAUGUAGAAGAAGAUGCUCCUCGACUUCCAUUAUCAAAAUCGAUGAUCAAGCGCAUUCAGCUGAAAGAUACACUUAUGUAAUAUAUGUAAUAGCAGUAUUUAAUUUUACUUCUUGUAACAAGAGUUUGUAUAAAACUACUCAUAACAGGAGCAUGGGAUUUAACACAUGAAAAUGCGAAUACAGUAAGACCCCGUUUAACGCGGGGGAUACGUUCCAUCGAAGUAGAGCGUAAUGCGAAACAGCGCUAAGCGAGGCUAUCUUAACAUGUAAAUAAUGGGGUUAGGGGAAGACGGAUAAAAAAU